CAACUCCAUCACCGCAAGAUGUAGCUCACAAGUGAACGUGCCAAACGAGUCCAAGCAUGCAGAUCCAAAGUGUGAGGGGCAUCGUUAUCCAGGCAGCUUCACCGAAGUCGCCCCUGACGACACGACAAUUAAAGCGCCCCUGAUCCGCAUCCGCAGGGACCGCGCUGCCACUACUGCCCACUUCACUGGCCUUCUAUCGUCUCCAGCAGCGUUUACGCGAUUGUGUUGGUAUUGACCGUAGGCGAAGCAGGAGGUCGAUUAGUGGAUUGGAUUUAUUAGCGGCCCACGUUGGCUGGAGGAGCCGCUCUCUGUGGAGCUGACCGCCGCUUUUAUUAGGGUGAGAGGAGCUCCAGUCUUGAGGAAGGGAAGCAAGAAAGCAAAAUGGAUCUGGUCCAGAUUGCAGUGUCCCUUCACAUCAUCCUGUGUCCCGCCUGGACCGUUUCCCAUCAGCACCACAUCGACAGCGCCCUUUGGGCCCGCUCAGGGCUCAGGUUGCCGGCGGAGCCCAUGAGGUUCGAGCCCUGUUGCCUCACGUCGCCGCCGCCGCCGCCGCUCUUCCCACCGCCGCCCCUGCUGUGGAAGCGGGGCAGCCCUGUAGUUAUCCACCAAUGCACUCACACACACACACACACACACACACACACACACACACCUGCUGUAGAAGUGCAGCUCAUUUACACACAUUUGUACACGCACGCCUUUGAUUUUGUGCCUCUGUGUUCCAAGGAGGGUUUGAGCAUAUUGGAGCCGGGCGUUGUUGCAGUGGAGGUGCAGGAGGAGGAGAAACCGGCGACACCAGAGUGUCGGUCUGGACCCCCGGGACCUCCAGGACCCCGUGGACCAGAGGGUCACGGUGGAUUACCUGGCAUAAGAGGACCGAAGGGAGAGAAGGGAGAAAUUGGACGUCCUGGGUCAAAGGGUCGUACUGGUGCUCCAGGACUCCCAGGGAAACAAGGACUUCCAGGAUGGCCUGGCCCAGAGGGACCUAAAGGUGAGAAAGGAGAUCCAGGACUCAUGGGGUUACCAGGACUGAGAGGACCUCCAGGGACAAAGGGUUUACCUGGUUACAAAGGAGAUAAGGGCUCUCCUGGUGAUCCUGGAUCAGUAGGACCAAAAGGCGAUAAGGGCUCUGUUGGUUUGCCUGGGAUGCUCGGCCAGAAGGGUGAACAGGGACCAAAGGGAGAGCCAGGGGUGCCAGGGAGGAGAGGCCCCACUGGGCGGCCUGGGAAAAGAGGCAAACAGGGCAUUAAAGGGCAGACUGGAGCUGCAGGGGUCAUGGGCCCCCCUGGCCCACCAGGUCCACACGGUCAGCCUGGUCCACCCGGUCCACCUGCCGCAGGACUGUAUUUAGUAGGAGAAAAGGGAGAGAAGGGUCUCCCAGGGUCUCCAGGCCGCUGUGACUGUGACAGACUUAAUAAUGCUCCAUUUGGAAGCUACACGCAACGGGGCGGCCCCAAUAAAGUCCCAGCUAUAUUUGUUGUCAGCAAUGAGGAGGAGAUGAACCGACUACAUCUGGACAAUGCAAUAGCAUUCCGGAAGGACCAGAGGAUGCUGUACUUUAAAGACAAAGAUGGAUGGAAGUCCAUACAGCCUUUCCAGCCGUUCCAGUCCACAGAGAAAGCAUCGGACAGGGUCGGUGCAUGUGGGGAUGGAAAGGUGCAGGCCCAGCACGGAGAGGAGUGCGAUGACGGAAACCAGAUUGUCACCGAUGCUUGUCUCAACUGUAAGUGGGCUUACUGUGGAGAUGGCUACCGACAUGAAGGCAUGGAGGAGUGCGAUGGCAAGGACUUUGGUUAUCAAACAUGCAAGUCCUAUAUUCCUGGAUCUUUUGGGCAACUCAGAUGCACAGACUCCUGCCUUAUCGAUUCCACUGGCUGCAAAUCUUUUCACUUGAACUGAGAAAUAUCACCAACAGAUGAUCUCUAAUCAGGAUCCUGCUUCAGAUGUCUACUGAAGUCUCACCUUUGAAAGAAGAAACAGAACUAAGGGGGAGAAUUCUCUAGUUCCCUGCGUGUCUGCUGUGAAUGGGCUCUCCAGCCCCACAGGGCCAAUUCCUUCACUGGUCUCAGGGAACGGCUCCCUGUUGCUGACACAUCACCGGCUGCAGCACUGUUAUGGAUGUUAGUGGUGGUGGGAAACAUUUUAACAAUAUAAGGAUUGUAUUAUAUGAAAUAUUUACUGUGUACGAGCGGCUGACUGUUACUUUAAAAAUAAGCUGUGAUCUAAAAUAAUUUUGUAAAGAGAGAGAAACACGACCACCGUAGAGUUAUCUAUAUGUACUGUAAUAUGCAAAUCACAUGUAAAUGUGUUUGUGCCAUAUUAAUAUACUCAUGAAGUGCAAUGCUGUUAUAGUGCAUGUGAAUGUAAACCGCACAACAGACUGCAUUAGGCUCUAUUGUCAGCGUGGACAUUUGAAAGUGAUUGUCCAUAAAUUCAAAGACAGAACUGAAUGUUACUGUAUAGUGCAAUAACAGAAUUAGUGAAUGUUGUAGCAGCAUGAAGAAACUGCUCCACUACCGAAGAAGACUGAAUUAAUUCAAAUACGUCAUUAAUAAUGUGCUUGCAUGACUGUAAAUUGCACACAUUUAUGUACGCUAAUAAAAAUAAAGCCUAAAGUUCA
Messenger RNA from Betta splendens (Siamese fighting fish), 2620 nucleotides. Its product is annotated as acetylcholinesterase collagenic tail peptide. The record is from RefSeq and is a predicted model, not a curated record. The coding region runs from base 382 to 1899 and encodes 505 amino acids. The transcript is spliced from 17 exons. NCBI's taxonomy places the organism in Eukaryota, Metazoa, Chordata, Actinopteri, Anabantiformes, Osphronemidae.